Sesamum indicum (sesame) is the source of this 1216-nucleotide messenger RNA. It is a transcript of the gene AN3, whose product is annotated as SSXT family protein. NCBI's taxonomy places the organism in Eukaryota, Viridiplantae, Streptophyta, Magnoliopsida, Lamiales, Pedaliaceae. The record is from RefSeq and is a predicted model, not a curated record.
UGUUUAGUUUUGUAUUUUGUAUGAGCAUAAGAUUGAAACAUGUCGGAGAAACAUACUUAAUAGUGUCUUCAUAAAUAUAUAGUAAAAGUGAUGUCUUUUAUAAAGAUACAGCAAGCGAAUACUGACCGAGUGGCGUGGAUCUUUUAUUAUACUUUCGUGCCACAUGAUUGUGUUAGUAACAGUAUUGGGCGUGACAUUGGUGUAUAACUCAAAAAUGUGAUGGGAAAUCUUCUUACCACCGUUGCCAAGCAUUCGACAUGUUUCUGGAUAUGUAAAACGAAUACAAACAAACAAAAGUGUUUUGUUACUUUUGGUUUUUCACUUGCCGGAUUGCUUCACCAUGCCUCAGCUAUGCGUUCAAUCGACUCCUUAGUGGCUGAUUCCAACUAGUAUGCUAGUAUGUUUCCCAAUACUUGGAUGAAAACAAGUCACUGAUUCUGAAGAUUGUGGAGAGCCAAAACUCGGGAAAGCUGAGUGAGUGUGCGGAGAACCAAGCUAGACUACAGCGGAACUUGAUGUAUCUUGCUGCUAUUGCCGAUUCACAACCUCAACCACCUACCAUGCACUCUCAGUACGCUGCUGGUGGGAUUUUGCAGCCAGGAGCGCAUUAUCUGCAGCACCAACAAGCUCAGCAGAUGACACCUCAAUCACUUAUGGCGGCACGAUCGUCUAUGUUAUAUGGCACACAGCCGUAUCCGUCACUUCAACAGCAGCAGGCCUUGCACAGCCAAAUCAGUAUGAGCUCUGGCGGAAGUGGUGGACUACUGCUCCAAGGUGAGCCUCAUAGUGCGGGAGGCAGUGGCAGCCUUGGAGGUGGAGGGUUUCCCGAUUUUGUCCGGAGCACUCCUGGGGACGGCCUACAGACUAGCUCAAGGACAAUGGCCAGCGGAAGCAAGCAAGAUAUGGGAAGCAAUGUUUCUGCUGAAGGGCGAGGUGGAAGCGAUGGAGGCGAAACUCUCUACUUAAAGAGUGCUGAAGAUGGGAAUUGAGGUAAGCAUAUCGCCGAUCGGUCGGCCUGUUUUUUCUGUUGACAUCCGAACUUAGGAAUAUGUAAUGAGAGAAUGCUAUUUAGCCUAAAACUAGAUAAGUUUCUACUUAUGGACUUGUAAUCUAUUUAGUAGAAGAACUGUAAUUUGGUAUGAAUCGAAGAGGUUUCGUCCCUUAUCUUACCUGACGGUGCUAUGAAAUCAUGUAAAUUUCUAGUUUUAAACUGUUA